Messenger RNA from Sphenostylis stenocarpa, 2211 nucleotides. Lineage: Eukaryota; Viridiplantae; Streptophyta; Magnoliopsida; Fabales; Fabaceae. The record is from the annotation of a GenBank genome assembly.
AUGAACUUUCAUGGCUUCUGCUAUCUUCUCCACAUACUUGCAUGGUUUCUUCUUUUGACUCACUCAUAUUCUGAUGAUGGGCGAAAGACCUACAUCGUGUACAUGGGUGAUCAUCAAAAGGACGUGGAACUCUCAGAAUCACUUCACAUCAGAAUGCUUCAAAAUAUCCUUGGCAGCAAAUAUACACCAGAUACUUUGCUACAUAGCUACAAGAAGAGUUUUAAUGGUUUUGUUGCAAAGCUAACAGAAGAGGAAGCAGUGAGAAUGGAAGGAUUGGAUGGAGUGGUUUCUGUUUUCCAAAACAAAAAGAAUGAACUGCAUACAACAAGGUCUUGGGACUUCAUAGGCUUAUCUCAGACUGUGAAGAGAACAAAUACAGAGAGUAACAUAAUUGUUGGAGUAAUAGAUAAUGGAAUUUGGCCUGAAUCUGAUAGUUUUGACGACCAAGGAUUUGGUCCACCCCCACAAAAAUGGAAGGGAAGUUGCCAAAACUUCACCUGCAACAAUAAAAUAAUUGGAGCAAAAUAUUUUCACAUGAACGGUCCAUAUGGAAAAGAAGACUUGAUAUCUCCAAGGGAUUCAAAAGGGCAUGGCACUCACUGUGCAUCCACUGCUGCUGGAAACUCAGUUGAGUUCACAAGUUUCUUUGGCCUUGCCUCAGGGACAGCCAGAGGAGGAGUUCCUUCAGCUCGCAUUGCUGUGUACAAACCAUGUUGGUCAUCAGGUUGCGAUGAUGCUGACAUCCUUCAUGCAUUUGAUGAAGCCAUUGAAGAUGGUGUUGACAUCAUUUCCCUUUCAUUAGGACCUACCGAAGUACAACACAACAACUAUUUCAAUGAUAUAUUCGCCAUUGGGGCUUUCCAUGCAAUGAAGAAAGGCAUAUUAACAUCCACUUCGGCUGGUAAUAGUGGUCCAGAGUUUUAUACAGUAUCCAAAAAUGCACCAUGGUUACUUUCUGUAGCUGCUAGCACUAUAGACAGAAAGUUUUUUACCAGUGUUCAGCUGGGUGAUGGCACAGUUUAUAUCAGUUUAUACAAGUUUAAAGAGUUUUAUGGAGUUUCAGUCAAUACAUUUGAUCUGAAAAACAAGAGCUAUCCAUUAAUUUAUGGUGGAAAUGCACCCAACACCACUGGUGGAUUCAACAGUUUCAGAUCUAGUUUAUGCCUCGAAAAUUCCUUGGACGAGAAUGUGGUGAAGGGAAAGAUUGUUUUGUGUGAUGGUUUUCUAGAUCCUGCAUCUGUGGGAUUGGUUUCUGGAGCAGCUGGUAUUUUACUAAGAAGUUCAACGCCAAAAGACAACGCUUUUACAUUUGCUUUGCCAGCAGUUCACCUUAGCCUAGAAGAUGGGGCACUCAUACAAUCUUACAUAAAUCUAACAAGUAAUGAAGGCAAAGACUCAUUAGCCCCUUACAUAGCUUCAUUCUCUUCCAGAGGACCAAAUGCAAUCACUCCAAACAUUCUAAAGCCUGAUUUAGCUGCUCCAGGGGUUGACAUUUUAGCUGCAUGGUCUCCAAUUAUGUCUGUUUCUGAUGUCAAAGAAGAUGAGAGAAAAACAAAAUAUAGUAUAAAUUCUGGCACUUCAAUGGCAUGCCCUCAUGCAACUGCAGCAGCUGCUUAUAUCAAAUCAUUUCAUCCAGAUUGGUCCCCUGCAGCAAUCAAAUCAGCAUUAAUGACCACUGCUACCCCAAUGAGCGUACAACUUAAUCCGGAAGCUGAAUUUGCUUAUGGUGCUGGUCAAAUCAACCCCAUCAAGGCACUGAAUCCUGGCUUGGUUUAUGAUGCAAAUGAAACUGAUUAUGUUAACUUUCUAUGCGGCCAUGGUUAUGAUACCAAAAAGCUAAAAUCUAUUACAAAAGAUAGUAGUAAGUGUACACAAACCAAUAAUGGAAUGGCUUUGGAUCUUAAUCUCCCAUCUUUUGCUCUUUCCAUUAACAGCUCAACACCUUUUCAUGGCACUUUUCAUAGAACCGUUACCAAUGUUGGAUCCAAUACAUCAACAUAUAAAGCCAGGGUAACUGCCCUACCACCAUCUUUGUCAAAUUUCAAAGUGGAGCCAGAUGUUAUCUCCUUCUCAUCUGUGGGUCAAAAGAAAUCCUUCACUCUUUCCAUUGAAGGGACACUUAAUGUGGAGAUUUCUUCUUCUUUUUUGAUUUGGGAUGAUGGAACUUUUCAAGUAAGGAGCCCUAUUGUUCUGUUCCUACCACAAAUGUAA